AUGCCUGGAGAAUCUCUCUCCAAGUCAAAUGGGCAGCUUGGUUCUGGUCCUUCGACUGUCUUGCCAACUGAGAUCUUAGCGGAGGUAUUUGAAUGUUGCUUGCCGAGUAGUUUGGAACGUUUGGAGACACCCCUCCAACGGCUGGCCCCACUAGUUCUCACAUGGGUCUGCAAAGCUUGGCGGGAUUUAUGUCUUUCGAUCCCAACUCUUUGGACAGACCUAGCAGUAGGACAUAGAGGGUCCGAUCCUGUGGGAGAUAUUCGCAUUUUGAAAAUUUGGCUCAGCCGGUCCAGGUAUCUUUCAAUUUCUUUAAAGCUGAACUAUGAAAUCGACGACGCACUGCGUCCAGUUCUCUUCAAUCAAGACAAGAACGAGAGAUAUGUGAAUGGAAUGUACCAGCUCCUCGGACUCGCGAUUCGCUGCAUUGAACGUUGGUCUACCUUUGAAAUACAUACACUUGACAUAUCUGUGCUAGACCAAGUAUUUCUGGCCAUUGUGACUCGUGGAUCUCCUUGGCUCGUGAAUCUCUCUUUCUCGACAAAAUACCUCGGCUUCUUCGGUGACGUGCACGUGCUUGACUUCUCGAAGUGUCCUUCGCUCAAGUCAAUCUGUCUUCGAAGUCCAAUGAUCUCCCCGGUAGCCCAAUCAGCAACGAUGAAGAACAUGACACGCCUCGAACUUCGGUUCUGUUCAUCCGUUGACGAUUGCCUGCGGUGGAUCGAUAUCUGCCCGGCACUUGAGCAGCUGAUCGUCCGUCUCUUCUGUAGCAACCCUGAACUCCUUGGACGAGAAAUCGAGUGGCUUCCUGAACAGAGGCCUCGCUGCAUCCCACGCCUCAAAGAACUGGAAGUGCACAAUUUCUCUAUUGAAGCGGACGCUGGUCCGUUAUUGGAUGUGCUUGAUGUCCCUGCGUUGACCAGUCUCAAGGUCAACAUGUAUGACAUGAUCGAUGCUCCAGGGCACUGGACGCAUGUUACAGAUCUUGUCCGCCGUUCGAGACCUCCAUUGGAGACACUGGAGCUCCAGGGUACUCCGAUGUCAAUCGAAGACAUCAUAAGAUGUCUCGACAUACUUCCUAGCAUAAAGCAGCUCAGUAUUGGCACCCGUCGACCUACAGAUGAGCUCAUAAAAGCAUUAUCUGUAGAUGCUCAACAAGAAGAAACUCCUCAUGAGUUAUCUACCGUAGCCUGUCUCUGCCCCUCACUCAAGGUCCUCGAUUUGGUGAACACAACCUGGUCACUAGAUCUUCUCGCGAAUUCUGUAUUCUCGCGAUGUAAUGGAAAGAGUACUGUGACAUUUCUGGAGGAGCUACGCCUUUCUUCCGAGAACAGCCGUAAUGUAAUGGAACAUCCAGCUUUCGUGCAAAGUCGGGCGAGAGGACUAAAAAUUGUCGAACGCGAGACGAAUCUCUUAAUUUCGGCAUUCACUUCACCUGAUGUCGUGUUUGUCUAG
Fomitiporia mediterranea MF3/22 is the source of this 1452-nucleotide messenger RNA. RefSeq lists its product as uncharacterized. The transcript has a single exon. Lineage: Eukaryota; Fungi; Basidiomycota; Agaricomycetes; Hymenochaetales; Hymenochaetaceae. The record is from RefSeq and is a predicted model, not a curated record. Bases 1 to 1452 code for a protein of 483 amino acids.